Messenger RNA from Syngnathus typhle (broad-nosed pipefish), 1948 nucleotides. It is a transcript of the gene bin2b, whose product is annotated as bridging integrator 2b. Gene Ontology annotation, biological process: plasma membrane tubulation; phagocytosis, engulfment; podosome assembly. The transcript has 12 exons. Lineage: Eukaryota; Metazoa; Chordata; Actinopteri; Syngnathiformes; Syngnathidae. The record is from RefSeq and is a predicted model, not a curated record. Gene Ontology annotation, cellular component: phagocytic cup; plasma membrane; podosome. The coding region runs from base 109 to 1656 and encodes 515 amino acids. Gene Ontology annotation, molecular function: protein binding; phospholipid binding.
UUGUUGCUCCACCUCCAUCGCCUCCAGUUAGAAGGCAGGCACGUUGUAUUUCAAGAGGAAGCAUACAAGGCUGAUUUCAUUUCGUUGUAAAGGAGACCGCAGAGGACCAUGGCUGAGAAUCACAAAACGGGUCAGAACCUGCAGGCGAGUGCUGGAUUUCUGGCUAAACGGGUCCAGAGGUCAUUGAGUCGCGCACAAGAAAAGGUCCUUCAAAAACUGGGCAAAACUUUGGAGACCAAGGAUGAACAUUUUGAGGUUUGCUCGCAAAACCUCAACAAACAACAGGUUCAUGGAAGCAGGUUGCUUAAAGAUGUGAGGGCCUACUAUGGUGCUGUGAAAGCUGUACACGAGACGUCGAAGCGGCUGUCCCAGACUUUGCAGGAGGUUUACGAAUCAGACUGGAACGGAGCAGAGGACCUUGCUGUCAUCAUCCAAAGUGAAGAUUUGCUGUGGAACGACUAUGAGGAGAAAAUGAAUGACCAGAUUGUGCGCACCGUGGAAAACUAUACAAACCAGUUUCCAGAGGUCAAGGAAAGAGUGGCGAAACGCGGUCGAAAGCUGGUGGACUACGAUUCAGCGCGUCACCACCUGGAGGCGCUGCAGAGUGCCAAGAAAAAGGAUGAUGUUAAAAUUGCCAAGGCAGAGGAGGAGUUCAACAAAUCCCAGAAUGUCUUUGAAGAGAUCAAUAAUGAGCUGAGGGAGGAGCUGCCCCUUCUCUAUCAGAGCCGCAUCGGUUGCUACGUGACGGUGUUCCAAAACGUAUCAAAUCUGAGAGAUGUCUUUUAUAAAGAAAUGAGUGUGCUCAACCGUGAUUUGUACGAUGUGAUGAAGAAGUUAGAAGAUCAGCACUCUGGAAAAGCUUUCAUCGUAAAGGGUCUGAGCAGCAGCACUACAGCAAAGUCAAAGAAGAAGCGGUCCUUGGUCAUCUCCAAUCCGGUCCCUUGUAACACAUCUUUCCCAUCCGAUCACGUGUCCCUCCAUUCCGAAAAUGGGAAAAACGAUCUACCCUCCUCCCCUGAGCCGCAAAGCAACCCAGGCGAAACGAGUAUAGUAGGGGAUGCUGUCACCGCUACCAAAAGUGGGGGUACCUCAGACUCGGAGGACCUAAGCUCCUGCGGUACCAAUACACCCAGCAGCACGACAAGCGAAGGUCCCGAGGCGGUGGAGCUAGAAGCCGAGCUACCCGCUAACCAGUCGGAUGACUCUGCCGUCCCGAAAUCUGAUGUUGCCAGUGAAGAGCCAGCCUUUGAUAAUGAUGCGCCACUCACUCGUGAGCAGGAGGACAAUGCAAGUCAAGCGCCAGCAAAAGAAGCCAGGACCAACAUGGCUCCGGUUCCUGCCCCUCGUGAACCUUCCCACUCUGAGAAAGAGGAGGAAGACAAGAAGGAAGAAGAAUCUGACGUCAAGAAGCCGGCCGGCGAUAACUGCGAUAGCCACAAUCCUCCUGGCUUUCUUUACAAGGCGGUGGCGCUAAAGAGCCAGGCAGCGUCUGAAAGUGGCCAGCUCCAGUUUGAACAAGGAGAAAUAAUCCUGGUGUUGGCCGACUCCCAGCAGGAAGGUCUGUUGAGAGGAGUCCGGGAGGAGAGCUGGAAACUGGACAGUGAUCCCGAAAAUCAUGCCGGGACUUUCUCAGAAGACCUCAUUGGGCCCGUUUAGGCGGACUGAUGUAACAUUCACUCGCCUUCCUCCCAUGAGGAGUUGGUGACUCACACGCGUGUGUGUACAAAUGUUCCAAAUUGUUUUGGGUGUGGAAGCUGCACAAACAAAUUCAAGUCCUUUGUGAAUACUUGCAUGUUUUGAUGUUGUGCAACAAAAUGUUGUGAAGCCAUUUGGAUAACUAAAGCUAACAUUGUCGUGUUUGUAUUUUUAUUCUCCUCAUGAAACGCUGUGAAACUUUUUUUUUAAUGCAGUUCAUAAUAUUUGCCAAUAAAGAUCAAAUUUGAGAAAA